AUGGACAUCGCCUUAGACAACUAUUUGCAGCCCCUGGAGAGGCUGCCGAUCGAGAUGCUCCUCCGCAUCACACGGCACCUCUCGACCACCGACCUCUGCACCGUCCGCCUGGUCUCACGCACCAUCGAGCGCGCCCUUUUCCACUCCUUCAGCCACGAAUUCUUCCGCCGCAAGCAAUUCAUGCUCACGGACUUCAGUCUGCAGGCACUCCUGGACAUUUCCCAGCACCCGACUCUGAGCCAAACGUUGCAGCAUGUCUCCUUUGGCCUUGACAGGUUCCCGAACAAGCUCAUCGAGAAAUUUGAGUCGGAAGAAAAGACAGUCUUGUUCCAGAUUGCCCUGGGCCAGCAAAUGUCUCUGACGUGCACCGGCCGGGGCGUGGACAUGCUGGCGGCGGCUUUCGCCAACCUACCGAAUCUCCAGACCGUCGACAUACGCGACUUUGACUCGCGCACGCGCUUCCGCGACGGGCCCUCGCGGGCCUGGCACAGCUACGGCUAUGCCACGGUUGGCAAAGAGGUGGGCGAGGGAUGGUUACGGCACGAUGUCACCUUUGCUUCGGAGACGUUUUCGAUCAUCUUAGCCGCCCUCGCCAAAGCCAAUGCUGUGGCCGGCGUGCGGCCAUCAAACCUCCAAGUGAUGCUGCGUGCGCGCCGUUUUGGCCUGACAGCGCGAGCCUUUGAUCUGACCGUAGCACCGGGCACCAAUCCCGCGCCAAUGCUAGCCGUUGUGUCGGGAUUGAAGCAGCUGCAACUAGACGUCAACUUCCACACGGAUCCGAAUUUCAACCAUAUGCUAGCGUUCUUAGCUGGGGGAACACGGCACCAGCAUGUUAGCAUCGCCAGUCUACCCUUCCACGCGUUUUUGGCACAGGCCAUCAACGUCGAGUGGCUGCGCCUCAACCUGCAAAACUGCAAGAUGCGCCGUGCCGACGUCUUUAUUUCCUAUCUAGGCAAACCGUUGCCAGAUUGGUAUCCAUUUCUAACGUCUCCGUCUUCAUCGUCUUCGUCGUCUUCAUUGUUCUCCCCGACCCCCUCUCCGUCCGUCACCCUCCCACCAGGGCUGCGGCGCCUCGAACUAGGCCACAGCGAGUUGUCCGUACCACACUUGCUCCGCCUGCUCCGCCGCAUACGGCUGCUCAACUCACUGUCCCUGUGGAACAUUGCACUUGGCGACCCCGACAACACGACCUACCCGGCAGCCAUCUGGACGGGCUUCCUGGAAGAACUGGCUCUCGACCCACUGGCCAACAGGCUCCGCGAAAUCUCCAUUGACAACCCACGUCAGUUGUCCAGUGUCAACGUGUCCUUCUCGGACCCUGUCCUCUUUGACGGGGCCACGUCGUGCAAGCACAACGCCGGGCAGGCCGAGCCUAUGAGAGCGUUCCUUUUGAAACUCGCAAAGACUGCCAAGGUGGAAAUUCCUCCCGCAGACAGCGAUGAUGAAGACGAAGAGGGCGACUCUGAAGAUGAGGAGGAAGAAGACGAAGAAAAUGAUGAUGGGGCGAACCAUAUUGACGACAAUGACAACGACGACGAUAACAACGACAGCGACGAUGACUGA
This is a messenger RNA of Sporothrix schenckii 1099-18, 1563 nucleotides long. RefSeq lists its product as uncharacterized. The record is from RefSeq and is a predicted model, not a curated record. Gene Ontology annotation, molecular function: protein binding. NCBI's taxonomy places the organism in Eukaryota, Fungi, Ascomycota, Sordariomycetes, Ophiostomatales, Ophiostomataceae. Bases 1 to 1563 code for a protein of 520 amino acids. The transcript has a single exon.